AUGUGUGGUAACAACAUGUCUGUCCCCCUCCUCGCCGACGCAGUGACGGUCUCAGGGGCAGAGCGGGAGACUGCCGCGGUCAUUUUUUUACAUGGCCUUGGAGACACGGGGCACAGCUGGGCUGAUGCUCUCUCCUCCAUCCGCCUCCCCUACGUGAAGUACAUUUGCCCUCACGCGCCGCGGAUCCCGGUGACCCUCAACAUGAAGAUGGUCAUGCCCUCCUGGUUUGACCUGAUGGGAUUGACCCCAGAUGCACCUGAGGAUGAAGCUGGAAUCAAGAAAGCUGCAGAAAACAUUAAAGCAAUUAUUGAGCAUGAGAUGAAGAAUGGGAUCCCCCCCAACCGCAUCAUCCUGGGGGGCUUCUCACAG
Merops nubicus (carmine bee-eater) is the source of this 369-nucleotide messenger RNA. It is a transcript of the gene LYPLA2, whose product is annotated as lysophospholipase II. Gene Ontology annotation, biological process: protein depalmitoylation. Gene Ontology annotation, cellular component: cytoplasm. The annotation marks the transcript as partial. NCBI's taxonomy places the organism in Eukaryota, Metazoa, Chordata, Aves, Coraciiformes, Meropidae. The transcript has 6 exons. The record is from RefSeq and is a predicted model, not a curated record. Gene Ontology annotation, molecular function: carboxylic ester hydrolase activity; palmitoyl-(protein) hydrolase activity.